Molecule: messenger RNA, 1635 nt
Organism: Wyeomyia smithii (pitcher-plant mosquito)
Lineage: Eukaryota; Metazoa; Arthropoda; Insecta; Diptera; Culicidae
Exons: 4
Coding region: 1-1635 (544 amino acids)
Source: RefSeq, a predicted model, not a curated record
AUGGCCGAAUCACCAAGAGCACGAAAGGCAGAAUCACAAAUGGCAGAGUCAAGAAAGGCACGAAAAGCAGAAUCACAGGAGGCAAUGUCACGAGUUGCGCGGAAGGUGGAAUACAACUACAGGUUGGUAGAAUCUUCACUGGUAACCAAGGCGAAAGAAAAUGUUCGAUGCCAGAAUCAUAGCAAACCAAAUCAACAAAAUCUGAAAAAAUUUUCAAUAGCGAGUGAUAUCACUAUGGAGUCGCACGAAGAACAAAACUCUAGUGAUAAUUGCAGUUGCUCUGAGGAAACCCAACCGGUAUUUUCCAAGGACAGCAAUCAGCAGCUCGACUAUUACCAGCAAGACACCAGCCCCAAAGCUUUACCCGAAGCGAGUAUUGUGUAUUCUCGAAAAAAUAAGGAAAUGCUCAACAUUGAAGGCUAUCUUUACAAUCUAGAUAAAAAGAAAAACCAGCGAUACUAUUGGGAUUGUGCAAGAAGGAGUUACAGGAAACAAAGUAACUGCAGUUGUCGUGCGAGAGCCAUCACGUUUUUGCGUGAAAACACACAUGAGGUUGUAUCACACGGAAACCAUGACCACCCUGCAAAUCCGAUCGAUUGCCUGGAAAAUGAAUAUCGUUACGCUCUUAAGCGUAGAGCAAUAGAUUGCAGUGAUGUUCCGUCGAAAAUUAUAAGAGAAGUCAGCUGCUCUAUGAACCCAAUCGUACAAACAAGGGCCAGCAAACAAGCUCAAAAAAUGGUGGAAUUACUAUCUAAUGCUGAUUACUGGAUGUGUGAUGGAACUUUCAAAACAGCACCAACUGGUUUCAGCCAGAUGUAUACAUUCCACGGGCUUGUGGGAUCCGGUCAAAGCCAACGAGUAAUUCCACUGGUUUACUUUUUACUGGGACGCAAAUGUCAAAAAACAUAUGCUACCGCUUUUGAAGCGUUGUCGGAUGUGCUCUCGGAUAACAGAAUGACAGUAAAGUGCGAAUACAUUCUUUCGGAUUUUAAAAAAGCUGCGCUCAAUGCGUUGCGAGAAGUUUUCCCCAUGCUGCAAAGCUUUGGAUGCUAUUUCCAUUUCACGCAGAACAUCAUGAAGCACUUGACGUUAUUAGGAUUAAAAUCAGCAUAUUCCAUGAACAUUAAUCUUUACAUGAGUACUAAAAAGAUCUGCGCGCUAUCAUUCUUACUGCACAGUAGAAUAGGCAAAGCAUACAAAGAGCUUAAACCUACUCUGCAGGACAUUCCUAAAACUUUUUUCGAGUAUUUCGAAGAAACGUACAUUUUGGGAAAAAACGAAAAUGGCCGCCCACUCUUCCCUCCAGCUUUAUGGAGUAACUACAAGGCCGUGAGAGCAAAAAUUCCACGCUCGACGAACCUUCUGGAGGCGUGGCAUAGAAGGUGGACGGUUCUCGUCGGUACAAAUCAUGUUAGCUUGUCGAAAAUAAUUACAGAAAUUCGUAAAGAACAACACGAGACGGAGGGAAUAAUACUACAGAUAAAAAAUGACAUUUUACCUGCUCAAAGUAGUGUAGAUUCGAGGAAAAAGGACCAACUUAUCUUCGAGAAAUGUAGCAAUUUAAACAAAUCAUCAAAUUUAGAAUUUUUAUGCUCAUUAAGCCUAUGCCUGGCUGCAAAAACUAAGAGAAUGUAA